Messenger RNA from Trichomonas vaginalis G3, 4830 nucleotides. RefSeq lists its product as uncharacterized. The transcript has a single exon. Bases 1 to 4830 code for a protein of 1609 amino acids. The record is from RefSeq and is a predicted model, not a curated record. Lineage: Eukaryota; Parabasalia; Trichomonadida; Trichomonadidae.
AUGCCAAUAGAUUCGCAAGAACUAGCCAACCAAAUCAUCCUUGCAAUAAAAAAUUCUGGCAUUAACGUUGAAAAGUCUUCAUUUCAGCUAAGUUCAAUGAUUUUUGGAUUUAAAAUUGUUGAAAAAAUCGUAGAAAGACAAAAAUGGAGUAGUGAAGUAAGCAAUAUAAAUUCGGGAUUAUUUGCCGAACUCUUUACAAGUUAUGCAACAGUUUUUGGUCUGCCAACAAGUAAAAAUACUUCAAAUAAAACCAUUCAAAUCGUUAAUUCAUGUUCGGCAAUUACCUUAUACUACCAUCUCUUAUUAGGAUCAUUUCAAGAUCUCGAACAAUUUAUUUACGAUAUGAAUCGACUCUUAUCUGACUACUUUACAAAUAAAAUUUCAGAAGGCGAAGUUAAUCUUGCAAAUAAAAAAACUCUCGAAUUUCUUCAACAAAUGUUCAAUUUAAAUCACUUUGCCGAUAUCGAAAUUUCAAUUUUACCAUUAGAGUGUGGUCUUAAAAGAACAUACGAAAAAUUCAAAGAUAUUCUGGAUGCUACAACGAAAUUAUGCGCUCUCUGCAAUACAUUUUGUGAAACUGUAAAGAAAGACCUCCAUCAAGUCAAAGAUUUACAAAUUGAGUAUGAAAAAAUUUACACUCAAGCAUUUGAAAUCAUUCAAAGGCUUACAAAACAAUAUCAGGACCUUCGUAAUACAAUAAUCUCAAAAUUUAGUCCAAUAUUUGAGCAUAAAGAGUUCAAUGAUUUCGCGGAAUAUCUUAAUAAAUUAUUAACAAUUCUGUCAACAAUCGCUUAUGUUUCAAUCCUUACAGCCGAGAACAAACCAGAUUCAUUUGCAAUGAUUCAGAAAGUGUUAGAUGAGCUUCUUAUUCGCUUCAAUAUUAUCACAAACAAAUCGAUUAAUGUCAUGCACUUCAAAGGAGAUUUAAGAAUCACAAUCGAAGAAAUAAGGAAAGCUUAUAAUGAUGUGGAAUUGAUUGUCUCUCCUCUCCAAUCCGCAUUAGUUGCUGUUAUUCAACAAAUUCCUCCACCAUACAACUACAUUUCAGCGAAAAGAUUGACUAAAAACUUCCAGGAACUUAACGGUCUUUUGAAUAGUUUCAAUAGUCGUCUUAAAACAGUUGAAGAUACAAUAGUCAAAUUAAUAUUUCAACCAAAGCUAAGUAACGAUGUUUCAUUCGAUGAAGACUCGAUUGGAAGCAGCCAAGAAUAUGAAAACAGUUUAACAAUUCCAGCACAAAAACCUCAAACUCCAAAUCAAUACCAAAAACAACCACAAAUUGAAGCACCGUUACCUGAAAACAAGACAUAUAUCCAGCCAGCACAAAACCAAAAGCAAUCACCAAUUCAAACACCAGUCGAAAACAAAAUACAGAUUCCACCAGCACAAUACGAAAGACCACCACCAAUCCGAACUCCUGAACACGAAAAUAAAAUACAAAUUCCUCCUGCACAAUUUCAAAAACAACCACAAAUUCAAGCACCAGCUGAAAACAAAAUGCAAACUCAACCAGCUCAAUACGAAAAACAACCACAAAUUCAAGCACCAAUCGAAAACAAAAUACAGAUUCCACCAGCUCAACACGAAAAGAAAUCACAAGCACAAACUCCAGAACGCGAAGUUCAACCAAUAAAUCAGCCAAUCCAAAAUCAGGCGAAGCUUCAAACCCAUGAACAUGAGCAAAAACCAAAACCACAGACACCUGUAAACGAAAAUAAAGUUACCGAAUUAAAACCGACCGAAAUUAAGCCUAAGACACCAAGUCCAAAACCAAGUCCCAAAGAAGAACCAAAGAAAGAAGAGAAAUUCUUCGAGGUUACAGAAAGACUUGUUUUAGAUUUGUUGGAUACUGAAAAAGCAAUUGACGAAGUUAUCAAAUUAUUCCCAAAGAUAACCCAGCUUUGCAAUUUCCAUUUAGGACAAUUCACAAAUCUUAUUAAUAAUGAAAAAGAUGAAGAAAUGAGAGCUUUAUACAUUAACCAUCGCUCAAAUGUUUACUUUAGCUAUUCAAACUUCAAUCAUUCAGUCAAUAUUCUUCAAGCAAGCAAAGAUAACUCUUGCUUUAGGAAGUAUGUUGCUGUAACAAGCAUCAGCCUUUUACUUGCUCAAUGUACUGCAAAUUAUGAUCCAGUAGUUAUUGUUUCAUUGAAGAAGCUCCUUUCGAUUCUUGCAGUUAAGAAUGGCGUCCUGUUCUUCCAAGAAAAGGAGAUGAUUGUCCAAAUUUUAUCUCAUGUCAUUCAACAUGUUCCUCAAAAUGAAGCAUUUUCUCAAUACAUCAUACAAUUAUGCAUGAAAAUCAUUAUUGACUGUGAAUCAAAGAUUCCAAAGUCCGUGAAUCCUGAUUCGCCAAAGACAAUCAUCCCGUGCAUUGAGCAAAAUUACAAUAUCGGUGUGGCAUUGAAUGCAAUAUCAGCUGUUCUUCAUCAUGAUGAAAAAACGCAGCCAAUUGUUUUAUUACUUGAAAAAUAUUCAUUUAUUUUCACUCAUUUCCCUCUGUAUUACAGGAUCACAGCACAACUUUAUAUCAUGCAAGGAACAUAUGAAUUCUCUAAUACAACCAAAUCGAUCGAAUUCAUUUUCAAACAGAUGGAAGGAAAACAUGAUGAACUUAUACGUAAAACGCAAAAUUCAAUGAAGAUUAUUAAGUCUUUCAUUCAUAAUCCUCCUCCAGCAGGAACAUAUGAUCGCCAAUACAUCAAUGAUCUUCUUGAGGCCGUUCACAACGGAUAUAAGGAUUCAAUUGUAUUCUUCCAUGCUGCUCAAGAAAUUCUUGAGAAAUCAAAUGAUCAAGUAACUGAAGUCAAAAAAGAUAUCAAUCAUUUGGCGGAAUCAUUAAAGGAAAUCAUAAGACUACUUCUAUUUAUAACAGAAAUUACAACUUCGAUCAAGUUUGAAGUACCACCUAUAUUCUCAGUUAUAAUUAAGACCGAUUUCCUCCUUAUUAUUCAAUACUUCCAAAUGAUACUUUCGAACUUUAACCAGUAUUCUUUCCUCAUAAAUGAAAUAAUUUCAAGGCUAUUCUCCAUCGCAGAAUAUCUUCAAAACUAUCCUUCAUUGAAGUACCUGGUUGAUUCAAUUCAUGCAAAUGGUGAUAUCCUUGAAAAAUGCGGCAUUAAAGCAUCACUCAAAGAGCAUGAUACAAACUACGAUUUACAGUUUGCCAUCAAGAAUAUCGAAGAGAUUUAUGAAGAAAUUUGUCCAAUAUGCGAUGAAUUUGCUCAAGAAAUCUUUGCAUCUGAAGGCAAAGUAGAAAAAGCAAUUGAAUUAUCUGAGAAGAGUGAAUUCCAUAUCAAGAAAUUACUCAUAACAAGAAGCAUUCAUGAUUAUUCUUUAUCUAACUCAAAGAGGGAGACAAUUGAAGAAUCCAUGUCUAAGAAUGGAAUCGAAUUGAUAGCCGAACUCAGAGAUAAUUCAAUAGAUCCAUCAAAAGUUCCAGAUAAAUAUAAAGGAAAUGAUCUCUCCUUAGCCAUGCAAGUUGGUUUCAGAGCUAAAAUAGGAAUUGAAUCAUACAAAGUUCGCAAUGAACUUUCUCAAGAGCAAAACAAUUUUGUUCAAGAAAGAAUUAAUGAAUCAAAAUCAGAUGACUAUCAUGAUGCAAUUUCAGGUUCAUUAUUAUCUGUAAUUAGUUCAAGUGAUCUUAGAGCGAAAGUCAAUCGAGACUUCAAUAAUUGGAUUUCUGAAUAUCUUAUUAGAAAAAUUAUUGAUGCCUCAGGAGAAAUCCUUGAAGAACAACAAAAUUCGUCUGUUAUUGGAGUAUUUUUGUUCCAAAACAGUCAAAAACUUGCAUAUCUCCUCGGUUUACGCGAUGAACAAUUCGAAUUCAUAUUCAACUCCCUUCAAAUGCAUCAAAUAAAAGGAACACCAUCAGAAAGACAAUUCGAAUCUGAAAGAAUUUGUUCGAAUGGUCUUACGCAAAACAGAAUUAAACCAAAUCAACUUGCAAUUAUUCAGAACAUUGUUAAUGCAUAUGAUGCGCAAUUUGAUAUCGACAGUUUUGUUGCUACAAUUUCAAAUGAUGAGCUUAUGGGUCAUAACUUUUUGAAAGAUGAUUUUGAUGAAAUCAAAGACAUAAUCAUUGAAAUGAACAUGAAAUCAGAGUCAGCGGAAAGUUAUAUUAAGUAUGAAGAUCAAAAAACCUAUGUUGGUAAUAAGAUCUUUGAACUUAAUGCUCACCAACAAAACUUAAUUAGAGCUUUGACACCACUUAAUAAGCAAAUGAUUUACUCAAAGUUAACCAGACUCCCAGAAUUUGGCCUUCCACAGAUUAAAAUGAAUGAAAUUGAUAGAAUUAUUGAGUCAAUUUCUGUUGAAAUUGCAAAAGAACAAGCAAGAAUUUCUACUCAUGCAAAUUGUGACUUCGAAUCUCAUGGAAUCGGAAAAGAAAUUCGUACUAACAUUGCUAUCGAUAUCCUUAUGUCAAGACCAAAGCAAUUAACACCUCCAGAACCAGUUCAACAGACAAAUAAUCUCGAUGAAGAUAGUAUUCCACCUGUUAUUCAACCUGAAGAACAGGAACAUAAAGACAUUCCACCAUAUGUACCUCCUAAAAACAUUCCACCAUAUGUACCUCCUAAAAACAUUCCACCAUAUGUACCUCCUAAAAACAUUCCACCAUAUGUACCUCCUAAAAACAUUCCACCAUAUGUACCUCCUAAAAACAUUCCACCAUAUGUACCUCCUAAAAACAUUCCACCAUAUGUACCUCCUAAAAACAUUCCACCAUAUGUACCUCCUAAAAACAUUCCACCAUAUGUACCUCCUAAAAACAUUCCACCAAAUCCACCUCAUCAAGAUAUUCCAAAAUAUAUACCACCUCAGAAUACUGUGUAG